Molecule: messenger RNA, 1020 nt
Organism: Cladocopium goreaui
Lineage: Eukaryota; Dinophyceae; Suessiales; Symbiodiniaceae
Source: the annotation of a GenBank genome assembly
UGGCACGGCCCCAGUUCGGUGUCGCCAGCGGGUGCCGUGCGAUGGAUGAUGAAUGGAGCCCAAAGACACCGGCGGCGCUGUCCCAGGAGCUUUGCAUCGGGAACUGCUGUGGGCGCUGGCGUCCGGGGCGGCCUAUGGUAUCUCAGCGACCCUGGUGGGGCAACCCUUGGAUACCAUCAAGACCAUGAUGCAGACUGAGCAGGCGCGUGGUGUUGGCAGAGCCACUGUCCUGGAAACCAUUGGACGCAUGCAGGCUUCGCCUAGCUUGCUCCUUCGCACUGCCUACGGUGGUGGCCGUGCUGUCCUGCUGGGGGCUGUGCUUUUUCGGUCGCUGCCUUUUGUGGUGUACUCAGGAACUUUGACAUCGCUGCCGUGGCAUCACACGGCACAGCUCGGGGGCGUGGACUGGCGCGUGUGGGUCAGUGGCAUGGUUGCCGGCGUGGCCCGCGGCCUGGUGGAGAAUCCCUUUGAAGCGCUGAAGACGCAGAAGCAAGUCUGGGGCACCAGUUACUUGGACUCCCUGCGUGCGGGCCACAUUUGGCGAGGCCUUUCUGCUACUUGUGGGAGAAAUGUGAUUCUGGUUACGAUGUUCUUCGUGCUGUCUGACAAGUUGAGCGACCUUCGCGAUCUUCCUCUGUCGGGCGACCUUGGCGAUCGCCCCUUUCUGCGCGGCAGCUGCAUCACCGUUUGCUGUUGGAUUGCGGCUUGGCCAUUUGAUGUGGUGAAGAGUCAGAUGCAGAGCAUGAGAACCAGCCAGGUGACCCAUGGAUGCUGGUCGCAUGCAGGCACCAACGGUGUAGCUGGUCUUUUGUUACAAACCUGGCGUGGUCACAUGCUCUACCGCGGGCUGCUGCCGGGGCUGGCGCGUGCGUGCUUUGCCAAUGGCUCUGGGAUGUAUGCCUACCAAAAGGUUCAACAAAUGCGGUGACCCUCGGUGUGCUGGGUGUCCUUCGGUCCGCAUUUGUGCAGCAGGUGAUAGCCGAGGAGCACGACGACUGUGGCUUGGCGCGUGGACGAAAA